AUGGAUGUCUCGUUUUGUCCGACCAAAUGUAGUUUUUGGAAGGUUUUCUGGCUCUGGAGCAUUUGGGGGGACUACUUGGUUUCCGUUUUGGGUUGCCCUGCCAACUGCCUUUGCAACAAAACCGAGAUCAAUUGCAAACAACCAGACGAUGGCAACCUCUUCCCUCUGCUGGAGGGGCAAGAUUCGGGAUCCACCAAUGGAAAUGCCAGCAUCAACAUUACGGAUAUCUCUAGGAAUAUCACUUCGAUAUACAUAGAGUAUUGGAAGAAUUUGCAGACUUUGCAUGCCGUAGACAUGGAGCUGUACACAGGACUCCAGAGAUUGACAAUCACGAACUCAGGGCUCCGAAGCAUCCAGCCACGAGCGUUUGAUAAGAAUCCUCACUUACAUUACAUAAAUCUCUCAGGUAACCGGCUGACCACUCUUUCGUGGUUACUCUUCAAGACGCUGAGGCUUACAGAACUGAAGUUGGAAAACAAUAUUUUUAACUGCAGCUGUGAUAUCCGUUGGAUCCAGCUGUGGCAGGAGAGAGAAGAAGCCAAUUUGCAGAACCAGGACUUGUACUGCACUAGCAUGGAGACCAGCCACAUACCCAUACAGGAGCUGAAUAUCAACCAGUGCGAUUUGCCUGAAAUCAGUGUCAGCCAUGUGAACUUGACCGUCUGCGAAGGUGAAAAUGCUGUGAUCACAUGCAAUGGGUCCGGUUCUCCUUUGCCGGAUGUUGACUGGAUUGUGGUCAACUUGCACUCUAUCAACACGCAUCAGACAAAUGCCAACUGGACCAAUGUCCAUUCCAUCAAUUUAACCCUGGUGAAUGUAACCAGUGAAGACAAUGGGUUCCUGCUUACAUGCAUCGCUGAGAAUGUGGUAGGAAUGUCUAAUGCCAGCGUACUUCUCACUGUAUACUCUCCUCCCCGUAUCCUCAGCCUACUGGAACCAAUCCGGCAUAUGGAACAUUGUAUUGAGUUCUCCGUUCAUGGGAACCCUCCACCCCAAAUUCAUUGGCUGUACAAUGGCCAGUUUCUUAGGCAAACCGCCUUCAUCCGCAUGGAUGUCUACCAGGGUGGGGACAUCACAGAUGGCUGUUUGCUCUUCAACCAUCCCACUCAUUACAACAAUGGCAACUACACCAUCGUGGCGACCAACUCCUUGGGAACAGCCAACCAGACUGUCAGAGGACAUUUUCUGGAGAAACCAUUUCCAAGCAUUCCAGAUAUCUUUGUCACAUAUGAAUACAGUCCAAGUCCCUCCCCUCUCAUCACAGUGACACAUAAGCCAGAGGAAGACACAUUUGGGGUAUCUAUCGCAGUGGGUCUUGCAGCUUUCGCCUGUGUUCUCCUGGUGGUCCUAUUUAUUAUGAUCAACAAAUAUGGACGGCGAUCAAAGUUUGGAAUGAAAGGUCCUGUGGCUGUAAUCAGUGGAGAAGAGGAUUCUGCUAGCCCUCUUCAUCACAUCAAUCAUGGCAUCACCACACCUUCAUCAUUGGACACUGGCCCAGACACGGUGGUGAUCGGUAUGACCCGGAUUCCUGUCAUCGAAAACCCACAAUACUUCCGACAAGGCCACAACUGCCAUAAACCAGACACAUAUGUCCAGCAUAUUAAGAGAAGAGACAUCAUCCUUAAAAGAGAACUGGGUGAAGGUGCUUUUGGGAAGGUGUUCCUGGCUGAAUGCUACAAUCUCAGUCCCACCAAGGACAAGAUGCUAGUAGCUGUGAAGGCUCUCAAGGACCCAACUUUGGCUGCUCGAAAGGACUUCCAGAGGGAGGCAGAGCUGCUCACCAAUCUGCAGCAUGACCAUAUUGUGAAAUUUUAUGGUGUCUGUGGUGAUGGAGAUCCACUCAUCAUGGUCUUCGAAUAUAUGAAGCAUGGAGACUUGAAUAAGUUUCUGAGGGCACAUGGGCCAGAUGCAAUGAUCCUCGUGGAUGGGCAGCCUCGGCAAGUCAAAGGGGAAAUGGGACUUUCUCAAAUGCUGCACAUUGCGAGCCAGAUCGCCUCGGGAAUGGUCUAUCUGGCCUCCCAGCACUUUGUACACAGAGACCUGGCCACGAGGAACUGCUUGGUUGGAGUUAAUCUGCUGGUGAAGAUUGGAGACUUUGGAAUGUCCAGAGACGUCUACAGUACUGAUUAUUACAGGGUUGGGGGACACACCAUGCUGCCCAUCCGCUGGAUGCCUCCUGAAAGCAUUAUGUACCGGAAGUUCACCACAGAGAGCGAUGUCUGGAGCUUUGGAGUAAUUCUCUGGGAGAUCUUCACAUAUGGAAAACAGCCUUGGUUCCAGUUGUCAAAUACAGAGGUCAUUGAGUGCAUCACCCAAGGCCGAGUCCUGGAGAGGCCCCGGGUUUGCCCCAAGGAAAUUUAUGAUAUCAUGCUGGGAUGCUGGCAGAGAGAACCUCAGCAGAGGCUGAACAUUAAGGAAAUCUACAAGCUCCUUCAUGCUCUGGGCAAAGCUACUCCAAUCUACUUAGACAUCCUUGGCUAGCAGUGACCAAGCUUCAAAGUUGUUGCUGUGUCUUUUUUCUCCCCACCCUACCUCUCCCUUGACCUCAAGCCACAUAUUCAUAUAAACUCAAGUGCCUGCUAUACAUACAACACUGAAACGAACAAAACCGAAAGAGACAAGUUAAAGGGAAAUAUGGAAACCCUCAAUCAUAUGUAAGGCAGUUGGGGCUAUAUACAGAGAGAAAGAGAGAGAGAGGGAGAGGGAGAGCUUUUGCUCCCGUAGCUGCUGCUAUUAAAAAUAUAACAUCCCAGAAGCAGAAGGAAAAUGUGAGAGAGAUUGAAAGAUUUCUACAGUAUUAAACAGAACACGAGGGGAAAAAAACAAUAUUUAACUUAAGAUGUGGAACUGCAAAUCCUACAGUGUCUUUUAGAUUCUGGCUAUUGGGUAGAGUUCGAUUCAUUUGGAAACAUAGAACAACAACAACAAAAGAAAAGUUGACGAAAGCAUGCCUAAUUGGGCACCAAACUGGCAGUGGUCCUGUUAU
Pseudonaja textilis is the source of this 2986-nucleotide messenger RNA. RefSeq names its product neurotrophic receptor tyrosine kinase 3 (gene NTRK3). NCBI's taxonomy places the organism in Eukaryota, Metazoa, Chordata, Lepidosauria, Squamata, Elapidae. The record is from RefSeq and is a predicted model, not a curated record. Gene Ontology annotation, cellular component: plasma membrane; axon; signaling receptor complex. Gene Ontology annotation, biological process: cellular response to nerve growth factor stimulus; protein phosphorylation; positive regulation of neuron projection development. Gene Ontology annotation, molecular function: neurotrophin binding; neurotrophin receptor activity; transmembrane receptor protein tyrosine kinase activity.